Molecule: messenger RNA, 389 nt
Organism: Periophthalmus magnuspinnatus
Lineage: Eukaryota; Metazoa; Chordata; Actinopteri; Gobiiformes; Gobiidae
Gene: c1h17orf67
Product: chromosome 1 C17orf67 homolog
Exons: 3
Coding region: 76-336 (86 amino acids)
Source: RefSeq, a predicted model, not a curated record
UCCUCUCGGUUCAGUCAGGACCCCCAGACCAGUCUGUACUGAAGCAGAGAAGCAGUAACCAACCAGGUGGACAAGAUGAAGAAGCUUGCUGUGUUUUUGCUUUGCAUGGUCCUGCUGACCAUCUAUACAGAGGCCAACCCUAUCAUCAAGGAGAGCUUUGCUAAGCAGCUCCUUCGCAGUAAGAGGCAGAAACCUGGUCACCCCGAUGAGCCAAUGAGGGAGCACCUGCUGUACAUGCAGGUCCUGGAUCAGAGAGCCCAGGAAACCACCAGGGAGAACUGGCUCAACCCCCACUGCUACCCCCGGUGCAACAGCAACUACGGAUAUCCAGUCUGAGGAGGGCUUGUCAGAGGAAGGUCCUGUCUGAGGAAGGUCUCUUUGGGAAAUGG